AUGCCUGAGGCCAAGCCCCUGAGCUCCUCCUGCCUGGUGCUUUCCCUGCUCUCCGCGCACUGGGCUUGGCUCCAGCUGGGCCAGGCUUUCCCCAGCACCGCCGACUACCUGCAGCGGGGCUGGCAGCGGCUGCUGGAGGAAGGGGAAGGUUGCGCCGAGUGCCGGCCGGACGAGUGCCCGGAGCCGCGCGGGUGCCUGGCCGGCACGGUGCGGGACGCCUGCGACUGCUGCUGGGAGUGCGCCAACCUGGAGGGGCAGAUCUGCGACCUGGACAACACCAACCACUUCUACGGCAAGUGCGGGGAGCACCUGGAGUGCCGGCUGGACGCCGGCGACCUGCGGCACGGCGAGGUGCCCGAGCCCCAGUGCGCCUGCCUCUCGCACCGAGCCCUCUGCGGCUCCGACGGCAGGACCUACCCCCAGCUCUGCCGCUUCCUGGAGGCCGCCCGCGCCCGUCCCGAUGCCAACCUCACCGUGGCCCACGAGGGUCCCUGCGAGGCAGAGCCCCAGAUCACCUCCCCCCCCUACGACGCCUGGAACGUCACCGGCCAGGACGUCAUCUUCGGCUGCGAGGUCUUCGCCUACCCCAUGGCCUCCAUCGAGUGGAGGAAGGACGGCACCGAGAUGCUGCUGCCGGGAGAUGACCCCCACAUCUCUGUCCAGUUCAGAGGCGGUCCCCAGAGGUACGAAGUGACCGGCUGGCUGCAGAUCCAGGGCGUGCGGGUGACAGACGAGGGCACCUACCGCUGCUUCGCCAGGAACAAGGUCGGGGAGGUGGUGGCGUUCGCCAGCCUGACCGUCUUCACGCCGGACCAGCUCAACCUGACGGGCUCGUCCCUGCCGAAGCCUCGCAUGGUGCCCGAGGACUACGGGGACAGCGAGGAGGACUACUACUAG
Molecule: messenger RNA, 897 nt
Organism: Cygnus atratus (black swan)
Lineage: Eukaryota; Metazoa; Chordata; Aves; Anseriformes; Anatidae
Gene: KAZALD1
Product: Kazal type serine peptidase inhibitor domain 1
Exons: 4
Coding region: 1-897 (298 amino acids)
Biological process (GO): regulation of cell growth; regulation of signal transduction
Cellular component (GO): extracellular region
Molecular function (GO): insulin-like growth factor binding
Source: RefSeq, a predicted model, not a curated record